CGCUAUUAAUACCACAUGAGAAGAGAGGCGGGCCGCGACAUCUUCCUCUUCUUCUUGUGCUUGCACAACUCAGGGGAGGAGGAAAGGAGAAAGAUGGACGGGCAAGAGAAGAAGAUGAAGGUUCUCUGCCUCCAUGGCUUUCGAACCAGUGGGAGCUUCUUGCGCAAACAAAUCAGCAAGUGGGAUCCUUCCAUUUUCCACCACUUCCACUUGGACUUUCCGGAUGGUAUAUAUCCAGCAGGAGGGAAGUCGGACAUAGAAGGCAUAUUUCCACCACCAUACUUUGAGUGGUUCCAAUUCAACAAGGAAUUUACAGAAUACAAGAAUUUCGAGGAGUGUAUCUCUUAUCUGUGUGACUACAUCACAAAGAAUGGCCCUUUCCAUGGAUUGCUUGGCUUCUCUCAGGGUGCAACACUAUCAGCACUUUUGAUAGGCUAUCAAGCUCAGGGAAAGGUACUGAAGGACCACCCACCAAUAAAAUUUUUGGUUUCAAUAUCAGGUAGCAAGUUCAGAGACCCAAGCAUAUGUGACAUUGCUUACAAGGACCCCAUCAAGGUGAAAUCUGUGCACUUUAUUGGAGAGAAAGAUUGGCUGAAACUGCCUUCUGAGGAGCUUGCUGCGGCCUUUGACAACCCUUUGAUUCUGAGGCAUCCCCAGGGCCACACUGUCCCUAGACUCGAUGAGGCAGCUGCGAAACAGCUAUCGGAAUGGACUGCAAGCAUUACCAGAAGUGAAUUCGCUUGCGGUACUUCUGUUCCGAAGAAUGUUGAAUGUGAAAUGAACAACAUCAAGCAUGAAGCGAUAGCUGAUCCAAAAUGCAUCGAAGCUCCGAGUGCAGCUUAGGUUUCACCACAUGAACCGGUAAGUAAAAUAAAGAAAAGAACAUGGUAUGACAUCCAACUGUUGUUUCUUUCUUUGAACAGCUACAUGAACUUUGUAAUCCUUCCACAUGAUGCAUUUUGCUGAAUCCAGAGUUCCCUUAUCAGUCACAGAACACUACUCAAUGAAUGUUAUAUUCACAAAUGUCGAUCGCAUAUAUUUCCCAUCUGUUGUUGUUUCUUACACACAUUAUCAGGAUUUAAUCUUUCUUUCAUUUCAGUCAUUA
Molecule: messenger RNA, 1105 nt
Organism: Musa acuminata AAA Group (dessert banana)
Lineage: Eukaryota; Viridiplantae; Streptophyta; Magnoliopsida; Zingiberales; Musaceae
Product: dihydrofolate reductase-like
Exons: 6
Coding region: 16-843 (275 amino acids)
Source: RefSeq, a predicted model, not a curated record